This is a messenger RNA of Cottoperca gobio, 3134 nucleotides long. It is a transcript of the gene fancb, whose product is annotated as FA complementation group B. The transcript has 8 exons. Gene Ontology annotation, cellular component: Fanconi anaemia nuclear complex. NCBI's taxonomy places the organism in Eukaryota, Metazoa, Chordata, Actinopteri, Perciformes, Bovichtidae. The record is from RefSeq and is a predicted model, not a curated record. The coding region runs from base 33 to 2615 and encodes 860 amino acids. Gene Ontology annotation, biological process: interstrand cross-link repair; positive regulation of double-strand break repair via homologous recombination; replication-born double-strand break repair via sister chromatid exchange.
CUGAUAGGCACCCGAAGCUUCCCUGGUUCAUAAUGGAGAUAUUGCUCUCGGAAGAUUUGUAUCUAAGUCCCCAUCGUCUUUCCCUAUUUGGAAAGAUAAUCUUAUUUAACUGUGAACGAGCUUCAGCCACAAAUGACAGCGAAAGAAGUGAGUUAAUAUUCUGCAGUCUUUCAUUUAAACGGGAAGACAACAGGUUCCUAAAGGCAGCUGAUGGAGCAGCUGUCAUCAGCAGGAACAGAUCAGCGCAUGUGGCUAUUGUGAAAUGUAAAUGUGUCAUACAUGUUCAGAAGAGAGUCACCAUGCCGUGUAUUUUAGUGACAAAGAAGAGUGAGAAAGGGGAAAGCUUCCAGUAUAGUCUUCUCACACUGAGCAGCUCAAACGGACUGGAGCCCUGCAUUGAGUUUAAACUCUCUUAUCAAAUGAAGGAGAAUGUUUCUAUCCUCCAGGGCCCAACAGUGUUGUGGAGCCAUGCUGGUAAUGUCUUCUAUGCAUCUCUGCAGGCAGGAGAGGUGAGACAGAUACCCAUUCAGUUGUCCCACAAUGUUAUUGGAGAACUUCCCCUCCACAAAGAACAAGUAUUUGUUCUUGGACUGCAAAACCUUUCAGACCAGUGCUCAAAUACUCAGCCCACAGGUCAAACCCUGGGUUAUUUUGUUGAGAGUGGACACGUUUUUGAUGGCGCAAUGAUCUUGCCUUAUCCCUAUGUUUGCAUCACGCGGUGCAUUCUGGUGCUGUCAGCUGAAAAAGGGGAGGAUGUGCUGAACUCUGCUGUGGUUGCAGCAACUUCUAAUCAGCAACUUGUCUAUUUUGAGAAUGGCAUUGUGAAAGAUGUAUGUCAGCUCCCAUUUGACCAACCUGAAAAUAUUCAGGUGGUCAACACAGGGAGAAAUGGCUCCCUGUUUGUCAUAUCCUUUCACCAGGGGCAUGUAUGUGCAAUGUGGAAGGAAACAUUUCAGAUAGCCUCCCACUGGUCAAGUGUCAGUUCUGUCCAUGUAGAUGACUUCCUGGGAUGUGGAACAGACCAGAUGCUGUUGGUUUUUAAGGAUCAAGGUGUAACGGGGCAACCAUUGGAAAGGUUUCUCCUCACUGACCUCUGUGGCAUUUCAUAUUCUCGUGGCGAGGACAGCGAAGCACUAAAGACAGCGCCUCCUCCACCAGAGAACGAUCUCCUCACGCUUCGCGCUUUAGAGUCCAGACUACAGAGUGGACUGACCUUGCUUCAGGAGCUUCAAGGAGAGGCGAGAGUGAAGGAACGAGUUCUACAGCAGUCGGUCCAAGCCCUGACCAAUGUGGUCUCAAAAAGAGAGACUAUUCUCACCCAGCAUGAGCAGGAAGGCCUUGUUGCUCUGUGGGACUGUGGUGAUGAUGAUGAUGAUGAUGAUGGUGAUGAGUCAAAGGAGUCAAAGGAUCAGGCCUUGGCUGACAUGACGCAAGACAUGCCAGCAGUGUCUUCAAAACCUCAUGUUGAGAAGCUGUGGCAUCGCGUUGCAGAGGAGCGAAUGGUCGUGGGAGUGAUAUUAACUACUGACAGCUCAGUACCAGUGGCCAGUGUGAGUUUAUCUAUCGUGACAGAGGCUGGUCAGAGCUCAACGCCUGCAGUCAUCCAGACUCAAAGCCAAGUGUUCGGGCUCCCUGCGCCCUGCUCCUCAUCAUCCUCCUCCUCUACCUCCACAUUCUCAGAGCCCGCAGCCAAAAGAAGCAAGCAGCACAAUGCCGGCAGACCCAAUGAUCUCAACACAUGCAGACUUGCGGUGACUGCUGUGUCCAGACUGACACCUCUGUUGACCUCUGGCUUUGUCAAGUGCCAUGUCAUGCUCCAUUACGUUCAGAGACGUGCUUCUUUUGCCCUCGUUAGCAACCCGACACCGGUGGUCCUGCAUUGUGGUCAGGUUGCUUUAGACAUCCACAGUGAUUUCCAAACCCGACUGUUGAAAAACCCUGAACUCAAAACAGAUGAGGUUAAAGAGGACUUGCUGAGUCUGAUGGCGGUGCUGGAUCGCCAGGUUUUCCACAUUGACUCUCCUGAUCACAGUUUAGGUGAUGUAGAUGGCUGGAUUCAGAAAAGAGAGGGAUGUAGGAGGAUAGAAGUGAGCCCUCAGUAUCUACUGUUAAACUCUUCAGGACCAUCUGCUCUCAUGCUGCUGCACUGGCAUCAGAUAACCCCGUUCAAGGGGGAACUGUCGGUCCACUCCAGCCACUUACAGACACUCCAGUUCCUGGACUCUCUCUUGGCUUACCUCCCUGCGUUUUGCUCCAUCCAGCCUGUCAAAGGUACAAGAGCACAGGGUGCAGCUCAAAUAUUUUCCUUGGCACUGGAGAAAGAAGUGGUGUCACUCAGAGAGUGUGUGUCAUCGCUACUUGGUGAAGAAGAAGAAGAAGAAGAGGAGGGGGGGAGGGAGAGCCUUGGACAUGAGGAGACCCCUGAGCCAAGUUCUGUGAAGGGGCUCCAGAGGUGUAGGGACGUGUUUCAGCUGGACGUGGAGAGAAGUAGGAAGCGGUUGAGCCCCCUGGUGGAUGUGCUGAGGUAUCGUAGGCUUACCCAAAACAUGUCCAAGUUCCAGCUCGAUGGGGAUUUGGCAGCUCUCUUAGACACUCAGAGAACUUCGCUCGGUUAAUAAGCUGCAGACGUGGUUGUUGUUGAAAAUCAAAAGACAGUUCAUCAUGCCUUUCAUUUUCCACCUGUACUGAGAGCUGCCCCUGUUGCUGGCUUGGUUAUGUCUCUACUGUACUGUGUGUCUGUACAGUAUCUAUCUAGCGUCUGCUGCUGUGUAGAGCCUCAGCCUAUUCAACUGGAGCACCUCCUGGGUUCCACAGGCUUUAAUCUGAUACUGAUGGGUUACUGCUCUCUGCCCAGCUUAUUCUUCUGGUCAUGUCCCUUUUUUAGACCUUCUGUGUUCAAAAAGGCUCUUUAAUGUUUCCUGCUGCUGCUGUUGUGUGCUAGUCACUUUCAUCCUGCAGUGAGAAACUGUUUGUGUUAUGCAUAAAGGCAUACAUAUGAUGGUAGAGCAAAGAGGUUAUACAUCUGCACAGUGGCUGGAGUUGACUGAAAGCUUUUAGUGGAGCUUUUCCCUCAUGGUUUAGUUUUUUCCAUGUGAAACGAUGUAAACAAAAAUAAAAAGUCCUUGUAUUCUGUU